AUGCGACUGUUAAACAACACGUUUCGAAAUUUCGAUUUAUCCAAAAGAUGGCACAGUGCCAAAUCUUUUGUUGGAAGAGGCACACCAACUAUUGGAAUACGGUAUGUUUAGGGUAUCAUCCUAGGGUGCACAGCUAGCACAAAAAACCUAUGACGUGGCAAUUCUGACAAUUUUGAAACAACAUCUAAAGACUUAAAAAGUGAAAUUUUUUUUAAAGAUUUAAAAAUAAUUUUUCUGAUACUGUAGUCAGAUUUUCGAGAUACUUACCUCUUGUUUUCUCAACUCAAAAAAUUAUUUUUGAAAGUAUUUCUGGAUUACUGUAACGUGUCUAUUUUUUUCUUGCAGCCGUGAAACUGUGAAUGCCUGGGAACGUCGUGCUCCUCUUGCUCCUCUUCAUGUAAAACGUCUCACAAAAUCCGGAAUCAAUGUUCUCAUCCAACCUUCAAAUCGUCGUGCAUAUCCAAUUCAGGAUUAUAUUGCAGCUGGUGCAAUUGUUCGAGAAGAUUUGAGUGAAGCUAGUGUUAUUAUGUCUGUUAAAAGUGUUCCAAUCGAUCAAUUGAUUCCAAAUAAGACUUAUGCAUUUUUCUCGCAUACAAUUAAAGCGCAACAAGAUAAUAUGGCUAUGUUGGAUACGAUUUUGCAAAGGGUAAUAUUAUAGUUAUCUUAUGAAAGUAAAUCAGAGCUGGUCCAAAUUUUAGCUCAUUAAUUAUAAAUUAGUAAAAGUUCGGAGUUCCGAAAUAUCUAGAAAAAAAUCUAAUCAAAAGCAUAUUUUUCAGAAUAUCCGUUUGAUUGAUUACGAAAAAAUAGUGGAUGACAAAGGAAAGCGAAUGGUAAUGUUUGGAAAAUGGGCUGGAAAUGCUGGAUUUAUUGAUAUUUUACACGGAAUUGGACUUCGACUUCUUGCUUUAGGACAUCAUACACCAUUUCUUCAUAUGGGAUUAGCUCAUAAUUAUAAUGAUUCACAUAUGGCAAUUAAUGCAUUGAGAGAUAUUGGAUAUGAAAUUGCAUUGGGAAGAAUGCCAAGAUCUCUUGGACCAUUGAUUUUUGUAUUUACCGGAUCUGGAAAUGUUUCUCAAGGUGCUCAAGAACUUUUCGAACAUCUUCCACAUGAAUAUGUUGAUGUUGCAACUUUGCCAAAAGUUGCGAAAAAAGGAGCAUUGAAUAAGGUUUAUGGUUGUGUUGUAACUCGAAAAGAUCAUUUUGUUCCGAAAAAUGGAGGACCUUUUAAUAAACAAGAAUUCGAACAAUAUCCAGAUCGAUACACUUCGAAAUUCGCUACUGAAAUUGCACCAUACGCAAGUGUUAUUAUUAAUGGAGUUUAUUGGGAUGCACAAAGUCCAAGAUUGAUCACAAUUCCAGAUGCCAAGAAUUUAUUGACUCCUGUUCAAAGAGUGAGUUGGAGUUACAGUAACUUUUGUGUUUAUCUAAUUUUUCUUUACUAACAAUUUUUUCAGCGCAAUAAAAAGAAAAGUAAACAUCCUAACCAAUUUGUAUGUUCUCUCCAAGUGUCACUUUUAUCUCUAUAAUUAAUUUUAUUUCCAGUAUGAUACACCUGGUUGUCCAACUCUUCCACAUCGACUUGUUGCACUUUGUGAUAUUUCAGCUGAUCCAGGAGGUUCAGUUGAAUUCAUGAGAGAAUGCACCACAAUCGAUAAACCUUUCACAAUUUAUGAUGCCGAUUUCAACACAAGUUCGGAUAGUUUCGAUGCGGAAUCUGGUUGCCUCGUUUGUUCAAUCGAUAAUAUGCCAGCUCAAAUGCCAAUUGAAGCCACUGAACAAUUUGGAAAUUUGCUUUAUCCGUGGUUGAUGGAUUUGAUAAAUUGUUCGAAUGAUCAAUCAUUUGAUCGACUUCAAGUUCGAGAUGAAAUUAAACGAGCAAUUAUUACGGAUCAGGGAAAAUUGACCCCAAACUUUGAAUAUAUUCAACAAUUGAGAGCUGAUAAAGCAGCGUGAGUUUAGGGAAUAAAAAGGAGUACUGUAGUUUUAAAUUGGAAAGAGAUUGGCUCAUUCGAUUUGAAAUAUCAAUUUUUGAUUCAAAAAUUUUUCGAAAAUGAUUACUGUCAAAUUUCGAAAAUCUAUGACAAAAACAAAAUAAAAACCAAGGUCACCUAGUUUAAAAAUGAUCCACAUAAAUUCUUGUCAACAAUUAUUAAUUCACGUGGCCCCGCCCUUUUCUCAUUUCAAAUCCAUUUUCAUUAUUAUUUUUCAGCUCUUCAACCCAUAAAUCUCGAGUUAUGGGAACUUCCGAUAAAAAAGUGUUGCUUUUGGGAGCUGGAAUGGUAUCCGGACCAUUUGCUGAUUUCUACUCGAAACAAGAGAAUGUUCAUUUGACUGUUGCUACGGAAUCAGAACGGGAUGGACAAAAACUUUGCAAGUCACCAAAUAUUUCGUCUGUCGUUGUAGAUGUUGCUAGAGAAAAUCACACCAUGGAGAAAUUGAUUAGGUAAAUUUUCGAAAAAAAAAAAACAAAAAAUUUUGACCCAGGCAGGGAUCGAACCUGCAAUCUUCUGAUUAGAAGUCAGACGCCUUAUCCAUUAGGCCACAAGGCCACGAAAGCGCCGACCGCAAAUUUUCAUUUUAUACUCGCUGUUUCUAUCUCUCAAUUUUCUCAUUUACAGGGAACACGACAUUGUUGUAUCUCUGCUGCCAUUCAAUUUCCACCCACUUAUUGCCAAAAUGUGUAUUUCAAAUCAAAGAGAUAUGGUUACAUCAAGCUAUGUGUCACCUGAAUUAGAAGCUUUGGACAAAGCAGCAAAAGAAGCUGAUGUUACAAUUAUGAAUGAAGCCGGUUUAGAUCCAGGAAUUGAUCAUAUGUUGGCAAUGGAAUGUUUCGAUCAAAUCAAAGAUCACGGUGGAAGAGUCACUUCAUUUGUCUCAUUCUGUGGAGGACUUCCAGCCCCAGAAUGGUCUGAUAAUCCACUUCGUUACAAAUUCUCUUGGUCACCAAAAGGUGUUCUCACUGCUUUGAUGAACCCAGCAAAAUAUUUGAAAAAUGGAAAGAUUGUUGAGAUUCCAUCUGGAAGUGUUGUUGAUAAUUUGAUUGAUAUUGAUUUCAUGCCAGGAUUGAAUAUGAUUGGAUUCCCAAAUCGAGAUUCUACAAAAUAUGCUGAUGUUUAUGGAUUAGGAAAUGAUUGUUCGACUAUUUUGAGAGGAACUUUGAGAUACAAAGGAUUUGUUGAAACUGUGAAAGCAUUACAUUCUGUUGGAUUAUUGUCAACUUCUCCAUCAGAUGCAUUCACAUCAAAUAUUGGGCCAGAUCUAACAUGGAAAGAGCUUGUCGCAAUUUCGCAAAAUCAGAAACCAGACAUUUUCACAGAUUCUUUGAAAAGUUUAGUUGAACAAAAAGUUGGUGCAAAUGGAGCAAAUGCUUUGGAAGAACUUGGAUUAUUCUUGGAUAAAACAGUUGAUCGACAUGGAACACCAAUUGAUACAUUGGCACAAUAUUUGGCGAAGAUUUUGGCUUUCAAAGAGAAUGAAAGUGAUUUGGUUGUAUUGAAUCAUGAUAUUGGAGCACAAUUACCUGGUGGAUUGGCUGAGAAACAUCGAAUUAGUUUGGUUCAAUAUGGACAUCCAAAUGGUGGAUUUUCAGCAAUGGCAAGAACUGUUGGAUAUACAACAGCUAUUGUAUCACAAAUGGUUUUAAAUAGUAAGUUUUUUAAAUGUUUCAAAAAUAUUCCAUGUUUUUACCUACUGAAAAUUUUCAGAUGAAAUUCAACGAGCUGGAAUUCAACGACCAAUUCUGAAGGAAGUGUAUCGUCCAGCUUUGAAACGGCUCCGAGAUUUCGGAAUUAUCCCAACACAUACAGUAACCCCGAUGUAG
Messenger RNA from Caenorhabditis angaria, 3820 nucleotides. The record is from the annotation of a GenBank genome assembly. Lineage: Eukaryota; Metazoa; Nematoda; Chromadorea; Rhabditida; Rhabditidae.